This is a messenger RNA of Vicia faba (fava bean), 1032 nucleotides long. Lineage: Eukaryota; Viridiplantae; Streptophyta; Magnoliopsida; Fabales; Fabaceae. The record is from the annotation of a GenBank genome assembly.
AUGAUACAAAUAUUAAGGUGGCUAUUGAAGCCUAAACUCCAUUCAAAAUGUAUAUAUUACAUAAAGUGUAUAAAGACGCGGUUAGAGACAAUACAAAAAAAGAGAAAAUAUGUUUAUAAGUUUACGAAGGAUGAUACUGCAGAACUUCUUAGACGAGGACGUGAUUAUGAAGCAUAUAAAAGGACUGAAUGGCUUCUGUUUGAAGAAAAAAUGUUAUCAUGCUAUGACUUUAUUGAGAACUUUAUUGGAUGCAUAUCGGAUCAUCUUGAAGAUUUAAUUAAGCAGAGUGAUUGUCCUGAGGAAUGCAAGGAAGCUAUACCGUCAUUGAUAUAUGCUGCAGCAAGAAUUUCUGAUUUACCAGAAUUGCGUGAUCUUAGAACUGUGUUUACAGAAAAAUAUAAAAAUUCUCUUGAACCAUACAUAAAUAAAGAGUUUGUUGACAAGUUGAGAAGAGACCCUCCUGCAAAAGAAAUGAAGAUAAGGUUAUUAUAUGAUAUAGCUAAAGAGUUUUCUAUAAAGUGGAAUGCAAAGGGUCUCAAAAAAAUACUUCAUAAACAUCCAUCAUUAUAUGAUGAGAAAUCUGAUGGAUACAAAUAUGAAAGUGAUGGUUUCGAUACAUCAAAAGAGAAUGAGGCAAGACACCAAUAUAGUAGUGAUGAUGAAACAACAAGCACAGACACAUCAUCACCUCAUCAUCAUGGAAGAAAAUCUAGUUCAAGCUCGUUUGGAAGCUUUUCUGAAGACAAUGAUGAACAAGAACAAAAAGUAGAAGAAGAAAUCAAGAAACCAAGAUCCUUUUUGCUAAUUCCACCCCCUUACCAGCUCAAACAAAAUACUAACAACAAUUCCAACAAAAUAAUAGAUUCUGAAGUACUUGAGAAAAAUGUUGAUUCUAGUGAAAUGAAACCGACAGCUUCUGUGGACACAACAUCAUCGUCAAAAGAGAAUGCACAAGUGUCGAGUGGUGCAUGGCGUGGACCUGAUUAUGAUGAUUUCAUUGCUCGUUUUAAAGCUUUAACAGGAAGAUCGUAG